UACAGUAUGACACAAACCCAUCCGCGUUCUUCACCUGGUCAUUCAGUCCAGCACCGUUUCCGUUCAAUUGAGCGUUCCAGAACUUAAGACCAUACUGAACGCAAACCUGCUGUUUCAUUUGUUUGAAUGACAAAAGGAAAAGCCAAUCAAAUGAACAAGCGGAAUCACCUAUUGCCCAAUCACCUUAUUGGGAAAGGGGACUCUAUCUACCAUUGGCUAUACGAACGACCUGGAUGUAAAACGAGCGAGAAGCGCAUUCUGGGUUAAUGUCUAUGAGAAGCAAUCACAAGAGUUCAGCUGCGUAGUUGUUUUCUGGAAUGAACUGGGGGGAAAAACUAUAUCUAUUCCCUAACUAUUGUGCAUAGUGGACUGCAAACAAAACUGUCAAGUUUACAUUUUUAUCUACCGCAAUCAAAAUGAGCACUGAAGCCUUUCGAUUUGCUGAGGUUUUCUCGUACGAAAGCUUGGUGCAUGCAAUGGCAGGAGCAGCGGGGAGUGUGACGGCAAUGACCGUUUUCUUCCCACUUGACACUGCAAGACUACGGUUGCAAGUGGAUGAGAAGAGGAAAGCCAGGUCCACUCCUGCCAUUCUGUCAGAGAUUGUCAAGGAAGAAGGGUUGCUGGCGCCCUACAGGGGCUGGCUCCCAGUGAUCUGCAGUCUCUGCUGUUCCAACUUCGUCUACUUCUACUGCUUCCACAGCCUGAGAGCCAGCUGGCUCCAGGGACACAAGUCAACUCCAAGCAGAGACCUGCUAAUGGGCAUUGCUGCAGGUGUAGUAAAUGUGCUUGUGACCACUCCGCUGUGGGUGGUCAACACACGACUCAAGCUUCAAGGAGCAAAAUUUCGCAAUGCAGACAUCCGUCCCACUAACUACUCAGGCAUCAUGGAUGCCUUUGUGCAGAUCAUUGAGGACGAAGGGGUGGGGGCCCUGUGGAACGGGACAUUCCCUUCUCUCCUGCUGGUGCUCAACCCGGCUGUCCAGUUCAUGAUCUAUGAAGGCCUGAAGAGGCAGCUGAGAAGCUUGGUUCACAGAGAGCUGUUGUCUCUGGAGAUAUUUCUGAUUGGUGCCGUAGCCAAAGCAGUGGCCACCACAUUCACAUACCCACUGCAGACUGUACAGUCCAUCCUGAGGUUUGGUCAACACAAGCAGCACACAAACAGAUCACCAUUGCUGAACAGCCUGAGAAGUGUGAUGUAUCUGCUGAUCAAUAGAGUGAGGAAGUAUGGCAUGCUGGGCCUGUUCAAAGGCCUGGAAGCAAAACUCCUGCAGACCGUCCUGACCGCUGCCCUCAUGUUCCUGCUCUACGAGAAGAUAGCCAGCAGCACCUUCAGUGUCAUGGGAGUGAAGAGGCCUGCUUCCAGCCACUAGCCUGUCUGUGACAUCAGACAUCCGAUCCCAUAUUGUUGCCAGAUGUCUCCCCUUGGCCAUAACCCCUCAAUUUUGGCAUGUAUAAAGGGUCUGGGUCGGUAUAAGCAGUGUAGCUAGGGGUAAAUCCUCCACCAUAUUUCUUCCACCUUACACACAUGCAAGCGUGAAAUGGUUAGGGGCAAAGGGGGGGAAGGAAUCGAACUUAGACCAGCUGAGACUGUACCAGAGAUAUUAGAGAAAGGAUGAAAUGGGAGUCCCAUUGGGCAAUGAAUGUAUAACGCUUCACCCAGUAGACUCACGGUGCAUUCUGGGCGAUUCUGGGACAAGUAGAGCUCUCCUUCAAGGAGUUGAAUGGCAGUCAAUUGGGCGCUAGCUCAAAACCACAAAAUGAACAUGAAUAACCCUUUUCAUAACCUUAGCCUAAUUAUCCUAACCUGCUACGAAAAACCAAAUCUGACAUUAAUUUUACAAAAGCUUGAUCCCUUCUAGCCAUGGGUGAGCUCUCCUUGUCCGGGUGUUUUGUCUAUUUAUUUUUCUAGAACUGCCAAUUUUCUGGAAGUAGACACCACUUGUUCCUCAUAAUGCUGUGGAUUUCAUCGUUCAUCGUCUUUUCGAUGUUCUAAGAUUAAUUUGUGGAUUUAGUUAAGCAGCUAUUUUGUGAUGCAUUGUUGCUCUUGUCAAAUCACUGGGACGUGUUUUCAUUCUGUCAUUAAUUGGCUCUCUGACAAACGUGUUGAAUAAUUAAGGGAUGUAUUUUAAAUGAAUUUUUGUCCAAUAUGAUGGAUGGAUAAUUCACUAACAUUUCAGAUUCUCAGAAAAGUUGAUAUAAAUAAAAUCUUGCUGCUCAAAUAAGUACAUUUUAGCUUUUUUGACCAUAUGCUUUCAUCUCCUUCAGCCAGCUCUCUAUGAGAGAGAAGAGAGCCUGGGACCAGGUUAAAUAUGCAUCAACAAUUGUCGUUUCAAGAUUGUCAUUUAAAAAAUAGUUUUUUUUCCUCUGAUUUGCGUACUUUUACGAAUGUGGAGCGUUGUUUUUUUUUUUUCAACAGUAAUAUAAUUUUGGACCAGUAGAUGGGGUCACAGCCCCACAAAAUAAAGGUUUAAAAUGUAGUGUUUACUGCGGUGAUAUAUGUUUGAUCAAAUUACUGUAAUGUAUUCCGUUUAACAAAAAGAGUUAACAUCUAUUUUUAUCCACAUGUACGCUAUUGUAAUCUGUACGUCAUACAUAUGCGUCGGCCGGAAGUUGAAUUUCCAUUGCCUCUUGUUUUUGUUCCCGGUUAGAUACUGUUCAGCAGCUGGGUUAGGUACGCUUUUUGUGUUCGUAAUUGGCGAGAUAUUUGGUUAGUUUAAACAACUUUAAUAUCAAUUCAAACGGUGUUUGGACAAUUAACGCAGAGCCAUGUCUAAACGCGCUUCUUUUCACACACAACUGUCCUCCAUCAUGGAAAUACUGUCUAGAACCGCAAUGGCUCAUGUGUGUAAACUGGUUGACGACGAAUACGCGGGAAUAUCUUUAGAAAAUGAGUCUCUCACUGAGAAAUUGCAUAAUCUGGAAAGUGAACUGACAAUUGUGAAAAGCACAGCUCCCAAGCUGGCUGGAAACUAUCGCUCUGUUGGUGUUCAAACUGGUGAAACUAUCACCAGAGUAGACAGAGGGCUAAACGGAUCCCCCACCAUUGAAGGAAUAUUUGGGAAGGAAUGGUGUCUUGAUCUAUGGAACCAUGGGGAUCCCAACAGCACAGAGAACAGUCCACAACACACUGCCAAAGUGAGUGAGGAGACUGAGGAGUUUUCCUUGCCUCGUCUGCUGUCCUUCAUCUACACUGAUAUGAGAAAGCACUAGGCAGGAUUGUGGAAACCAACAGAGGACUCAGGCUUACCAGAGGACAUGCUGUCAGAUGCCCAGCUCUUUGAAAUGAGUGAAUCCGAGGCUACCCUACAUGAUGGACACUUACUCUUUCUGUCAUAUUUAGAAGUCUUAUUCCUUCAAUGCAUUUUAUUAUUUAGUGUCUGCAUUUUUCAAGUGGCUCUAAAAAUAUUUAUCUUAUUCUCGUAGUCAACAGGGGUGCCUUCAGGCCAAGCUGAUGUUAAAGAGGAGGAUUUUGAGGUGGAAAUCAUAAACAGAGACCCACAGGAAAGACCAACAAUAAUUUUAGAUGGAGAUGACGACUUAGUGGACAAUGGAAGAGAAGGGCCCUCCAACGUGUAUCCAUCCUUUGAUUCCUUCCGGCAGGACAGGCCAGAGAGACGGGAUAAACAGGUACUGGAGAUGUCUACUACAGAUGUCUCCACAGGACACACUUUACGUUUCAUAUCCAUCGACGGAUUGGAGGAGGAAUAUGGCGAACAUGUCUUUCCCAUUGAGGACGAUGAGACAAAUGAGUUCCUACCAGACGAUACCGAGCUGUUGCCCAACGAAGGACAAGAUGAACACAUCACAAAGCCAACGUGUGCAAAGAAGUCUUUAGCAAAGUCAAAAAGCAAAGCUGGGAAGACUUUCAGUUACUUUAACCGGUUUAACUUGCACUCCCAUAGUAAAUCCGACACAAACAAGUUAAGUUGUGUGAUUUGUAAGAAGACUUUCUUGCGGCAGAACCAUCUGACGAUGCAUAUGAAAUCUCACAAGUCACUGUACUGCAGUGUGUGUAAGAACUAUUAUCCUGGGAAAACUCAGCUCAAAAAACACAAAUGUGUUGCUCCCGAUUAUCUGGCCUCGAACAGCUCAAAGUACUUUUGCCAUUACUGCGGCAAGUCUUUCAGCUGUCCGUCAAGCCUGAGGAUACACCACCUGGUGCACACUGGAGAGAGACCCCACACGUGCACUGUCUGCGGGAGAGGAUUCACACAGAAGGGCAAUCUGAAAUGUCACAUGCGCCUUCACACUGGUGAGAAACCGUUCAAAUGCCUCACAUGUGAAAUUGGUUUUACCCAGAAAGUAUACCUCACUCAGCACUUGGCCAAAGCUCACGGUCAAAAGGAAGAAAAUAAGAAAAAGAAGCAAGUGCACAAAUGUUCUAAGUGUCAGUUGUCUUUCAUCAAUCAGCAACUGCUCCAAACACACAUGGCUGUUCAUAAAAAUAAAUGAAGUAUUUUUGGUUGAUUGCAAUACUCUUGACUUAAAGGGGCAAUCUACAGUUACUACAUCCAUAACUUAUUUAUGCCUCAUGAGCUUAGUUGAACUGUUGUACACCAUCAGAACCCAAAAUAAGCACUUUACAUUUUAGUCAUUUAGCAGAUGCUCUUAUCCAGAGCGACUAACAGGAGCAAUUAGGGUUAAGUUCCUUGCUCAUGGGCACAUCGACAGCUUUUAUCUUAUCAGCUCUGCGAUUUGAUCUAGUGACCUUUUGGUUACUGGCCCAACGCUCUCAGCCACUAGGCUACAUGCCACUCUAAAUAGCCUCAAAACAUGGUUAAAACUAUAAUUUUGGUAUGGAUGGUCAGUCCUUGCAUCCAUAGCUCUAUGAAUUUGAGUGGUUAGCCUACAUUUCAAGGCCCAGCACUCAGCUUUUUACUGAAACUGGUGGGGAGGCCUCUUUAUCUGAACUGCUGAUUGCCCCUUUAAAGGAUUGUGUGUCUGCUCAAACUGGAGAACCAAAUACGGUCUAAUAUACGUCAUACUUCGCAAUAUUGGAUGCUGGACCUGGGAGUCCCAGUCGGGAGACCCCCCCCCCCAAUAUGCUACAGUAUGUUGUAGCCUUUAAGUGUAUUUUUUAUUACACUUAAUUUGUCUGAAUUAGCUACAACACUAACAGGAUGUUUUAGGCGAUCUGGUAUGAUUUACCUACAAAAGGUAAAUUAUGAAGUUUUAUUUUGCAAAGAACGUGGUGCAUGAGUAUUGCACUAUUCAUAAGUACUGUAAUGUUCAUUUACCACUGUUCUAUAUUUUAGGCUCAAGGAUUGAACCUGCCAAUGUUUGGUGCAAGAUGGCAGUUGGUACUGUAUUGACAUAAGAUCUCAUGAAAUGGAUGUUUUCCAUUUCUGUUCCCAGCAGUGCAUUUUGUACAUAAUGCUUCCAUGAUUGUGUCAGUUGUUUUUCUGGAAUACUUAUCUGCUGUAAACUUUCAUAAUUAAAGCAGCAUUAAGGGUAUAACUU
Oncorhynchus gorbuscha (pink salmon) is the source of this 5460-nucleotide messenger RNA. RefSeq names its product peroxisomal membrane protein PMP34-like. Gene Ontology annotation, cellular component: peroxisomal membrane. Lineage: Eukaryota; Metazoa; Chordata; Actinopteri; Salmoniformes; Salmonidae. The coding region runs from base 417 to 1370 and encodes 317 amino acids. Gene Ontology annotation, molecular function: FMN transmembrane transporter activity; FAD transmembrane transporter activity; ADP transmembrane transporter activity. The record is from RefSeq and is a predicted model, not a curated record. Gene Ontology annotation, biological process: regulation of transcription by RNA polymerase II. The transcript has 11 exons.